CCCCAACCCUUCUCCUCAGCAUUUCCUCUCUCUCUCAGCCUGGUGAGCCUGGUGAGUGGCAUUAGCCUAACUGGCACCCAAGGGGUUUGGAUGGCCAAGGCUGGGGCAGGAGAAGGGGCGGCUGGCUGGAGGGUCCAGAUGUGGUGCGUGGACCCUGAUAUCCUGACUGCUGCCAUGUCAUACCCCUUGGAGAAGGCCCUGGAUGCGAUGGUGUUCACCUUCUACAAGUACUCAGGCAAAGAGGGUGACAAGUACAAGCUCAACAAGUUGGAGCUAAAGGAGCUGCUAACUCGGGAGCUGCCCAGCUUCCUGGGGAAAAGGACAGAUGAAGCUGCGUUCCAGAAACUGAUGAGCAACUUGGACAGCAACAGGGACAACGAGGUGGACUUCCAGGAGUACUGCGUCUUUCUGUCCUGCAUUGCCAUGAUGUGCAACGAGUUCUUCGAAGGUUUCCCAGAUAAGGAGCCCCGAAAGAAAUGAAGGCUCCCCCCAGGGCAGGGGGUGUCUGCCAGCUGGUUUCUGCUCCUGCAGUCACAUGUGCCAUGUUGAGCAAGCACAAUAAAGAUUCUUAGAAG
Nycticebus coucang (slow loris) is the source of this 575-nucleotide messenger RNA. Its product is annotated as protein S100-A4. The transcript has 3 exons. The record is from RefSeq and is a predicted model, not a curated record. Bases 91 to 480 code for a protein of 129 amino acids. NCBI's taxonomy places the organism in Eukaryota, Metazoa, Chordata, Mammalia, Primates, Lorisidae. Gene Ontology annotation, biological process: positive regulation of canonical NF-kappaB signal transduction. Gene Ontology annotation, cellular component: perinuclear region of cytoplasm; cytoplasm; nucleus. Gene Ontology annotation, molecular function: calcium ion binding; transition metal ion binding; RAGE receptor binding.